AAAAUCGAUUUUAUUUGAAUAUAUUGUAAGUACCAAAAUGUCUUCCUGUAAACGACCUGUUCUUAACCUCCUCAUCGCCGGCGACCGCCGCGUGGCUCGGUUCUGCUCCGCCUCCGUCAACAACAAGUUUGGAGGCGGUGCGACAACGCCGGCGGCGUCGGGCGAGGGAAGGGCGGGGCCGGGGGCGGCGGACGUGGAGAAUGCGGCGAAGGAUGUGGCGGAGAUGGCGAGGAUUGGGGUUGUGGGGGCGCUGGAGACGGGGCUGAAGCUCGGCGAAAUGGCCAAGCAGGCAGCGGACGCCACGUGGGACGUCACCAAAACGACGACGGAGAGGGUGAGAGACUCCGUCGCCGGCGACCGUGACGGCGGCCGGCGACCCGAUAAACACGUGGAGGAGCUGCGGAGGCAAGCACGAGUUUGACCAAACCAACCCCAACAGAAAAAAGACGAAUACGUACAAAAAUGGGUGGAGUGUGUCGUCAGUAGUACGGGGUGGACUGCUGGUAGCGGUAGGAUUUCCCCCCUAUAUUCAGAGUCUCGGGAAAUGAAAUUCGAUUUGUUUACACAUACGGCGACUGUCGUUCAACACAAGUCUCAGAGGGUGUUGGCAUGGCGGCGAUUCGGAGCGUUGGGGUUAUCGGAGGGGGUCAGAUGGGCUCCGGCAUAGCGCAGCUAGGUGUCGUGAACGGUCUUCAAGUCUGGCUUCACGAUUCCGAUUCCGCUGCUCUCGAGAAAGCGCAAACCUCAAUCUAUUCCAGAAUCCAGGCUCUUGUUUCCAAAGCCCAUAUCAGUAAGGAAAAAGGCGAUGAAGCUUUGAGGAACUUGAAUUGCACUUCGAGUUUGGAAGAUUUUCGCCAAGUGGAUAUUGUAAUAGAGGCGAUUGUGGAGUCUGAGGAGGUGAAGAAGAAGCUGUUUUCACAAUUGGAUAAAAUUGUAAAAGUUUCUGCAAUCCUGGCGUCUAAUACUAGCUCAAUUUCGAUUACUCGUUUGGCUUCUGUAACCAGUCGUCCUGCCCAGGUAAUUGGAAUGCAUUUUAUGAAUCCUCCACCUGUUAUGAAACUGGUUGAGAUUAUCAGAGGAGCUCAAACAUCAGAUGAUGCCUUUGAGGCCACAAAAUUAUUGGCUGAGAGGUUAGGAAAGAAGACAAUAUGUUCUCAGGAUUUCCCCGGCUUCAUAGUAAACCGGAUUCUGAUGCCAAUGAUAAAUGAAGCAUUCUGCACGCUCUACACAGGAGUGGCAACAAAGGAAGAUAUCGAUGCUGGAAUGAAGCUGGGAACUAACCACCCGAUGGGGCCACUAGAACUUGCCGAUCACAUUGGGCUCGAUGUCUGCUUGUCUAUCAUGAAAAUCCUCCAUUCUGGCCUUGGGGAUAGUAAAUACGCGCCAUGCCCUCUGCUCGUGCAGUAUGUCGAUGCUGGGCGCCUCGGUAGGAAAACCGGGGCUGGUGUAUACAACUACAGCAAAAUAUGAAGCCACAAUCAGCUAUGGUUGUGCACAGUAAUUCUCAUGUAGAUUUGUUAUGGUAGUUGUUGUAUGUAGCACAAGAUGGACACAUCUUGUUGUCAAGGAUGGGUAAAAACACUACGAUGCUACUUGCAAUUUUUAUUUAAGUUUCAGUCUGUUGAACAAAGUAUAUAUAUUUAUUUUGAAUUGUCUAAUUACAAAUUAAUUGUUUUAAAAGUAUUUUAUUAUUA
Andrographis paniculata is the source of this 1694-nucleotide messenger RNA. RefSeq lists its product as uncharacterized. The record is from RefSeq and is a predicted model, not a curated record. The transcript is spliced from 6 exons. Gene Ontology annotation, molecular function: oxidoreductase activity, acting on the CH-OH group of donors, NAD or NADP as acceptor; NAD+ binding. Gene Ontology annotation, biological process: fatty acid metabolic process. Bases 610 to 1470 code for a protein of 286 amino acids. NCBI's taxonomy places the organism in Eukaryota, Viridiplantae, Streptophyta, Magnoliopsida, Lamiales, Acanthaceae.